Molecule: messenger RNA, 2304 nt
Organism: Panthera uncia (snow leopard)
Lineage: Eukaryota; Metazoa; Chordata; Mammalia; Carnivora; Felidae
Product: cationic amino acid transporter 3-like
Exons: 1
Coding region: 222-2000 (592 amino acids)
Biological process (GO): transmembrane transport; amino acid transport
Cellular component (GO): plasma membrane
Molecular function (GO): amino acid transmembrane transporter activity
Source: RefSeq, a predicted model, not a curated record
AACACCAUUGUUCAGUAAAUACUUAUUGUUUACUUAGGCAUUAUGGAAGAAUAACACAUAUAAGAUGAAAUACGAAGCAUCAGCUUUCAAGCCUGAGCAAUAGAACUCAGCAGUGACAACCCAACUUGGCUUAACUGAGACUCAGUGAACCCAGCUCCAGACUCUCGGCUCUCCACACUUCCUGCAGCUCUCUGAUCCUAGAAUCUUCAACUCCAGCUACAAUGCUGAGUCAGGCACUUUUCAGAUUUGGUCAAAAGCUGCUACGCAGACGUCAGCUGGAACAUUUGGUGACUGAGGAUGUCCCAUGCAGAAGACUGAACACUCUGGAUUUAGUGGCCCUGGGUGUGUGCUCUACAGUGGGUGCAGUUAUAUAUGUCAUAGCUGGUGAAGUGGCUAGAGAUAAAGCCGGACCAUCCAUUGUGAUCUGCUUUUUGGUGGCCGGCCUAACUUCUGUGCUGACGGGGCUGUGCUAUGCAGAGUUUGGUGCCCGUGUUCCCCAUUCUGGCUCUGCAUAUCUCUACAGCUAUGUCACUAUAGGUGAACUCUGGGCUUUCAUCACUGGCUGGAACCUCAUCUUUUCCUAUGUUGCUGGUACAUCCAUUGUGGUCUUUGCCUGGAGCUUAGCUUUUGACAACCUGUUUGGGAACCAGAUCUCUCAGACCCUGCAUGAAAACAUCUUACUGCAUGUUCCCCAGGUCCUUGCAGAAAUUCUAGGCUUCUGUGUUGUGGCCCUUGUGUUGUUGCUUAUCGGAUUGCUGACUCUGAGGGCUAGAGAGUCAGGACUGUUUACCAAAGUAGUCACAUUGGUGAGCCUUUUAGUUCUCAGUUUUGUCAUCAUCUCUGGUUUCAUUAAGGGGGACCUGCACAACUGGAAGCUCACAGAAGAGGACUACGUAAAGGCUGGACUCAAUGACACCUCAAGCUUGGGGCCUCUGGGCACUGGAGGAUUUGUGCCUUUUGGCCUCAAUGGGAUUCUCCAUGGAGCAGCUACCUGUCUGUAUGCAUUUAUAGGUUUUGACAACAUUGUUACCAGAGUUGAAGAAGCCCAGAACCCCCAGCGUUCCAUCCCUAUGGGCAUUGUGAUUUCACUGUUCAUCAGCACUUUGAUGUAUUUUGGUGUCUCUUCAGCACUUACACUUAUGGUUCCUUACUACCAGCUUCAACCUGGGACCCCCUUGCCUGAGGUAUUUCACCAUAUUGGCUGGGCCCCUGCCUACUAUGUUGUAGCUUUUGGAUUUUUCUGUAGUCUUUCUGCCAGCCUCUUGGGCUAUAUGUUCCCCAUACGUCAGCUGAUAUACAUGAUGGCAAAGGAUGGCCUCCUGUUCUCUGUCCUUGCCAGGAUCCAAACUGGCACAUACAUCCCCAUAAUGGCCACUGUGAUCUUUGGCAUUAUCGCAGCAAUCAUGGCAUUCUUCUUUGGACUCACUGAUCUUCUGGACUUCAUGUCAAUUGGGACACGGCUAGCUUACUCCCUGGUGGCCUUUUGUGUUCUCAUCCUCAGGUAUCAGCCUGAGGUGAAGAAAGGGGGAAAUGAAGCAGACGUGCAGGAUGAGAGUGGACCUGCAGAAGAGAAGCUGACUCUACAGGGGCUACUUUUUCCAGGCAGCUCCACCCCCACUCCACUCUCUGGCCGGGUUGUCUAUGUUUGCUCCUCACUGCUUGCUCUGCUGCUUACUCUUCUUUGCCUGGUGCUGGCCCAGUGGCCAGUUCUGCAUUCUGGAGCUGCAGUGUGGAUUUCAUUGGUUGUGCUGCUCCUGGUGCUCAUCACUGGGAUCACUGGGGUCAUCUGGAGACAGCCGCAGAGCUCCAGUCCCCUUCCCUUUAAGGUCCCUGCUCUGCCUCUCCUCCCACUACUGAGUGUCUUUGUGAAUGUUUACCUUAUGAUGCGGAUGACAGCUGGCACCUGGGCCCCAAUUGGUUUCUGGAUGCUGAUUGGGUUUGCUAUCUACUUUAGCUAUGGGAUCCAAUACAGCCUGGUUGCUGAAUCCCACUUAAGUUAGCGCUACACUGUAGAACUUGAACUCAGGAAUGCAGUACAUAUUUGUUUUGACAUCAUCACACUUGAAUGCAGUCCGGUCCCCUGCACAAUAAUGGUGAAUACUUUUGGGCACAUGGAAAGCUAGGCCUCCCAUGGCAUGUUGUUUGGGGGAACAUGAAUAGAGUUGUGUAUUUAUUGUGGAGCAAAGAAUAUGUCUUUACAUUUCCUCCCCCCCUUUGUUUUUACUUGUUUCAUUAUCAGUUGCAUCCAUAAUUGCUUACCGGCUUUAAAAAAUAUUAUUAAAAUAAACUAGAAAAGGUGUUUUU